Messenger RNA from Phalacrocorax carbo (great cormorant), 2333 nucleotides. The record is from RefSeq and is a predicted model, not a curated record. NCBI's taxonomy places the organism in Eukaryota, Metazoa, Chordata, Aves, Suliformes, Phalacrocoracidae.
GGCGGGAAGCCUGCCCUCAGGCAGGGCGGUCGUGACACCGCCCCGCCCCGGCGCAUGCGCGGUAGCCUCGGCGAAAUGGAGGCGGCGGUGGAGGAGGAGCCGAGGCGGCGGAUCCCGCUGGUGCCGGAGAACUUGCUGAAGAAGAGGAAGGCCUACCAGGCCAUCAAGGCCACCCAGGCCAAGCAGGCGCUCCUCAACAAGCGGAAGCACCAGAAGGGGAAACAAAUCCAGUUUAAACGCCUUGAGACUUUUGUUCAAGAUUCGUGGCGCAAACACCGAGAUGAUGUCCGGCUGAGGCGCAUGGAGCAGAGACCGGGACAGACGCCUGUACCUCAGGAGCACAAACUAGCCUUUGUUGUGCGGAUUGUAGAUAUUAAGGGAGUGAGUAGGAGGGUAAAAAGAGUGAUUGAGUUGCUGCGGCUGAGAAAAAAUUUCACUGGAACGUUUGUUAAACUGACUCCUUUAUCGCUGAAGAUGCUGCGCGUUGUGGAACCUUACGUGGCGUGGGGACACCCUAACCUGAAAUCUGUACGAGAGCUCAUCCUGAAACGGGGCCAAGCCAAGAUUAAUAAAAAGAGGAUGCCUCUGACAGACAAUAUGCUGAUAGAGGAACAUUUAGGGGCCUAUGGUAUUAUUUGUCUGGAAGACCUUAUUCAUGAAAUCUACUCAGCUGGGAAGCAUUUCAAAAAAGUCACAAACUUUCUAUGGCCAUUCCAUCUGUCAGUGGCUCGCCACGCUUCACGUAACAAAGUGGGCUUCCUCAAGGAAAUGGGUAAGCCUGGCUGCAGAGGUGAAGCAAUCAACCAGCUUAUACGUCAGCUGAACUAGCCAGGGUCUUUGUGAAAACUUCAGGACUUACAACCUGCUCCUUUUCAUGGACGCCCUCUCUACGUAGUGAUAUGGUGUAUCUCUUGACUGUUGGUGCCUCUAUGAAAGAAGAAAAAUACACAGACAGUGAUGGAGAUGGACUUUGGGCUUGUCCUUCUUAAAGGAGAAGAUAAAUUGUAUUUGGUACAAGAAGGAAGUGACUUGAACUUCCCAGAGCAAUCUGACUUCUGCAUUGAUGUAAAACAAGUGGUUUUUUUAUACUCAUUAGUGCUGGCUCUGUACCAGUCACCUCCUGAUCUCAUCUUUGGUAUAAAGCAGUGGUUCUCAGUUCCUGGUUUAAAUCUCUGUCACAGUUGACUUGCACUUGCUCUUUUGGUCCAGUCUUCCCCAGAGGAAGUGCUUGCAGCUGCACUCCUGGAAGUGCACCUCCUUCGAGGGGUAAAGGGUAGUGCAGUCACCUGCUCAAGAAUACUGCUGACAGGCAGAAGAAAACAGCGGGUGUUCCUCUAUUACUCUAGUGCAAGCCCUAGUAGCAUUUUUUCCUGAAGUACCUAGACUGUAUUUAUUUUAAAAAGCCAUGAUUUUGGGCUACUGAUUGACACACAGCUGCCUUUUCAAUUGUGCUAGACUGGGACUGCUAGAGGAAACCCUUCCCUGGUAGGAAAGCCCAGAAACAUCAUAGUAGUGGUGGAGUAUGUGUAAUCAGUGCUUUUUAAAUAAACUUUUGAAAUAAGUGUUGUAACAAGAGGAGUUGUAUAUAACUCUAGAAGAGUGGGAAAAGUUAAAUACUCUGGCUGAAGUGAAUUUGGUGAAGGAGACGAACAAAACUAUGGAAGAGCCCAAAAGUUCUAUUAAUGCGUACAGUUUUAAAUCCCUGGCUUCUUCCACUACAAAACUGUGUGAAGAACACAGGAAGAGUCCUGUGCUAUUUAACAGCUGUUAGUCACAGUGACCUUUUUAUGCUGUUACUUGAAGACUGAAGUGGAGGCCAACAGUUAAUCCAUGAAUGGAUUUCACACUGACUCCACAAUGCUUGUUUUGAGGCUCAGAGGAAACAGUUAAAGUAACAAUAUGAGUAGGAUGCCUUUAGGGUAUUAGCUAUAAAUUAAGACGUAGCAUUUAUAAAAUCAUCUAAAAUAUUAAGUACUACAGACUCUGAAUUAGAGAACACUAUACAGUUUCAAGCUUUAUUCUGUAAAACAAGAAUACAAACAUAGAAAAUGCUAGACAGACACUAGAGACAUACACCGACUUAAAACACCACCGUCCCUGGGACUAGAGUCUAGCCGUCUUUAAUAUACAAGGCUUCACACAUUUAAGAUUUUCCUGACAAGCAGCUGCUUUCAGUGUAAAGAGGUACAAAUAACUUUAGAAUCAUUCUGUUGAUUCAUUUUAGGGUUGUUUCUGGUAACAGUCCAGGCUUUGAGCAUGAACUGGCAUGGCAGGAGUGACAUUUUUCUAGUGGCAGAGAGAACUUAAGUCUGCUAGUAGAAUGCAGUUUAUAA